AUGAAACCAAUUCUUCUUCAAGCACAUAAACGUUCCUUAACUAAAGUUUAUUAUAAUCGUGAAAGUGAUCUUUUAUUUUCAGCUGGUAAAGAUACAGUUCCAUCUGUAUGGUCUAUAGAUGUUAAUUGGGAUUCAACAGCAUAUGUAUCGGUAUCUGGUGGUAGUAGUGUUAUAAAUGAUGUACGCAGAGAAAAACCACAUCAAGGACAAAUAAUGGAUUUACAAACAAAUAACGAUUUGACGUUUCUAAUUUCAUCAUCAAAAGAUCGCACAGCUAAAAUAUUGAAACAUUUGAAAACAUAUAAAACUGAACGUCUGAUUAAUUCUGCGGCAAGCUCACCACUUAAAGAUCAUGUAUUACUUGGUGGUGGUCAAGAAGCUAUUGAAGUCACACAAACUGCAGGUCACUUUGGACCUAUCAAUAACAUUGAUAUACAUCUCGAUGGAAAAAGUUAUGCUAGUGGAGAUGAAGAUGAUCUUGUACGGAUACAUUAUUUUGAUAAUGAUUAUCUUGAUUAUGAUGUUGUUUAUUAA
Rotaria sp. Silwood1 is the source of this 534-nucleotide messenger RNA. The record is from the annotation of a GenBank genome assembly. Lineage: Eukaryota; Metazoa; Rotifera; Eurotatoria; Philodinida; Philodinidae.